Messenger RNA from Euleptes europaea (tarantolino), 1504 nucleotides. RefSeq names its product WD repeat domain 13 (gene WDR13). Gene Ontology annotation, molecular function: promoter-specific chromatin binding; protein binding. NCBI's taxonomy places the organism in Eukaryota, Metazoa, Chordata, Lepidosauria, Squamata, Sphaerodactylidae. Gene Ontology annotation, cellular component: nucleus. The coding region runs from base 47 to 1504 and encodes 485 amino acids. The record is from RefSeq and is a predicted model, not a curated record. The transcript is spliced from 9 exons.
GCACCCGCCGAACAGCUCCCCUGAGCGGCUGGUGGCAUCGAGGGGUAUGGCCGCAGUGUGGCAGCAAGUUUUGGCUGUAGAUGCAAGGUACAACGCAUACCGCACUCCAAACUUCCCGCAGUUCCGCACGCAGUACAUCCGCCGGCGCAGCCAGCUGCUGCGGGACAACGCCCAGGCUGGCUACGACCCCUCGGUCCGCAAGCAGUACCUGCGGUUGCGCAGCCAGCUCUUGGCCCAGCGCUACGGCCCCCUCUCCGAGCAGAGCAGCUUCCGCGCCUACAGCAACAGUAUCGUCCGCAGCAGUCGCACGACUCUCGACCGCAUGGAGGAUUUUGAUGACGACCCAAGAGCACUGGGUGCCCGUGGCCACCGCCGCUCCGUCAGCCGAGGGUCCUAUCAGCUGCAGGCUCAAAUGAAUCGAGCCGUCUACGAUGAGAGAACCCCAGGCAGUGUGGUCCCCACUUCGGUGGCAGAAGCCAGCCGUGCCAUGGCUGGGGAUACUACGCUCAGUGAAAACUACGCCUUUGCUGGCAUGUACCAUAUAUUCGACCAGCAUGUGGAUGAAGCUGUGCCCAAGGUUCAGUUUGCCAACGACGACAAGCACCUCCUUGCCUGCUGCUCUCUGGACGGCACCAUUUCUGUAUGCCAGCUGGUGCCCACCCCUCCGGUGGUGCUGCGAGUGCUGAAGGGCCACAGCCGCAGCGUCUCCGACUUCGCCUGGUCACUCUCCAAUGACAUCAUCGUCUCCACCUCGCUGGAUGCCACUAUGCGCAUCUGGGCCACGGAGGAUGGCAAGUGCAUCCGGGAGAUCCCGGAUCCGGAUGCUUCAGAGCUGCUGUGUUGCACAUUCCAGCCCAUGAACAACAAUCUCACAGUGGUGGGGAACGCAAAGCACAACCUCCACGUGGUGAACAUCUCAACGGGGAAAAAGGUGAAAGCGGGCUCCAGCAAGCUGACGGGCCGGGUCCUGUCUCUCUCCUUUGACUCCCCCGGCCGGAUCCUCUGGGCGGGAGACGACAGGGGCAGCGUGUUUUCUUUCCUCUUCGACAUGGCAACAGGAAAACUGACAAAGGCCAAACGCCUGGUGGUGAACGAGGGCAGCUCCAUCACCAGCAUCUCGGCCCGCUCGUGGAUCAGCCGAGAAGCACGCGACCCCUCCCUCCUGAUCAACGCUUGCAUUAACAAGCUGCUGCUAUACAGGGUCGUAGACAACGAAGGGACACUCCAGCUUAAACGAAGCUUCCAGAUACAACAGAGCUCCCAUCCUGUUCGCAGCAUCUUCUGCCCGCUUAUGUCCUUCCGGCAAGGAGCUUGCGUUGUGACGGGCAGCGAGGACAUGUGCGUCUACUUCUUCGAUGUGGAGCGCGCCACCAAGGCCAUCGUGAACAAACUGCAGGGCCACAGCGCUGCCGUGCUGGACGUCAGCUUCAAUUGCGACGAAAGCCUGCUGGCCUCCAGCGAUGCAAAGGGGAUGGUCAUCGUCUGGAGGAGAGAACAGAAAUAG